Artibeus jamaicensis (Jamaican fruit-eating bat) is the source of this 1327-nucleotide messenger RNA. It is a transcript of the gene EXOSC3, whose product is annotated as exosome component 3. Gene Ontology annotation, cellular component: nuclear exosome (RNase complex); cytoplasmic exosome (RNase complex). The transcript has 4 exons. Gene Ontology annotation, biological process: nuclear polyadenylation-dependent rRNA catabolic process; TRAMP-dependent tRNA surveillance pathway; poly(A)-dependent snoRNA 3'-end processing. The record is from RefSeq and is a predicted model, not a curated record. The coding region runs from base 267 to 1091 and encodes 274 amino acids. Gene Ontology annotation, molecular function: RNA binding. NCBI's taxonomy places the organism in Eukaryota, Metazoa, Chordata, Mammalia, Chiroptera, Phyllostomidae.
UCCGCCAUUGACCCUAGCUGAGUGCUUCUCGUACCAACACGCGGACCGACUGCGGGAUGAACAGCCGGCUGGAGACAAAAUCACAGCCACUUUUGGAUGACCCGCCUGCCCAUAGGGAUCUGGUUUCAAGGACAUAGGCUCAAGUCCUUGACAGCUCAAGUCCAACUGACAGAUACCGCAGAAAACGGAAAGACUUGGGCGGGCGGGCUGGCGAUUGGCUGCGGUGCCAGAAGCGGAAGCCGGAAACUGGUUCGGUGGCCCCCGGGAUGACUGAAGCGGCGGCUGUGACGGCCGAGUCCCUUGCGGGUAGCAGGGCGCGGGCGGCGCGCACCGUGCUGGGUCAGGUGGUGCUGCCGGGUGAGGAGCUGCUGCUGCCGGAGCAGGACGAUGCCGAAGGCCCGGGAAGUGCGGGGGAGCGACCGCUGCGCCUAAAUGCCGGCGUACGCUCCCGGGUGCGCGUUGUGUGUGGUCCGGGCUUGCGGCGCUGUGGCGACCGCCUGCUGGUCACCAAGUGCGGCCGCCUCCGUCACAAGGAGCCCAGCGGCGGCGGCGGCGGCGUUUACUGGGUGGACUCGCAGCAGAAACGGUACGUCCCAGUGAAAGGAGACCAUGUGAUUGGCAUAGUGACAGCUAAAUCUGGAGAUAUUUUCAAAGUGGAUGUUGGAGGGAGUGAGCCAGCUUCUUUGUCUUACUUGGCAUUUGAAGGUGCAACUAAAAGAAACAGACCAAAUGUGCAGGUUGGAGACCUCAUUUAUGGACAAUUUGUGGUUGCUAAUAAAGAUAUGGAACCAGAGAUGGUGUGUAUUGACAGCUGUGGACGAGCCAACGGAAUGGGUGUGAUUGGACAGGAUGGCCUGCUCUUUAAAGUGACUUUGGGCUUAAUUAGAAAGCUGCUAGCUCCAAACUGUGAGAUCCUACAGGAGUUGGGAAAACUCUACCCUCUGGAGAUAGUGUUUGGAAUGAAUGGAAGAAUAUGGGUGAAGGCGAAAACCAUUCAGCAGACCUUAAUUUUGGCAAAUGUUCUAGAAGCUUGUGAGCACAUGACAGCAGAUCAAAGAAAACAGAUCUUCUCCCGACUGGCAGAGAGUUGAUCUGUGUGGACUUUUUAAGGGGUCAGUUGAGCCAAGAAACUGGAUUCCCUGGGGGAAAUUUUUUUCAGGGGACCCUCUCUCCAUUAAAUCUUCAGAAGACAAGAUAUUGUCUUUAAGUUAGAGUUAAAAAACCUUUUUAUAAGAAAGUCACUGUUUGCCACCCAUGUUCUUAUGGGUGAGAAAAAUCAUUGUAAAGGUGUAUUUGUUGUCUUUACAAUAAAGUUUACUGAAAGUUA